Molecule: messenger RNA, 606 nt
Organism: Prorocentrum cordatum
Lineage: Eukaryota; Dinophyceae; Prorocentrales; Prorocentraceae
Source: the annotation of a GenBank genome assembly
GCAGGCGCUCUCUGCCCCGAGAAGGCCAGCGUGGACCCGCUGCUAGACCUCAGGGACGUCACGGACGCCAGACAGGCGUCCACCGCGCUCCCCAAGGGCGCCGAGGCCGGGAGCACCCGCCUCCGGGUCCUCUCGCUGCAGGGCUUCGUCGCGGAGCAGGAUGGUCGGCCGCAGAUGGUGAAGAUUGCCGGCGGCGGCAUCGAGGAGUUCAGGACCAUCGAGGCCCUGCGACCGUGCUGCCCCGAGCACGAGCACGCGGAGAUGAUACUGGACGCCCCCCUGGACAUGGACUACGGCAGGAAGAGCAGAGUGGAGGCCGUGCACCCGCUGGUGAGCGCCGUGAUCAGCCAGGGACCACCUGGCUGCACCGACACUGAAGCCAUAGGGUUCCUGCACUCCUUCGACAAGAACAGGGACAACAUGUUGAACUUCAAAGACGAGUUCUCUCGAGGCAUGCAGCUGUACGUUCAUGGAGACCGGAAGCCGAAGAAGCUGGACCUCCAGGUCAUACACACCGACGUGAGGCGCAUCGGCGAUCUGCUGGGCUGCCCGCUAGCCUUCGGCUACAACUGCCCCGUGAAGCCGGGCGCUAAAACGCCGGUGGAG